CAGUGGCGGGCCGAGCGGGGGCGGCGGCGGCCCAGCCAUGUUGGACUUUGCCAUCUUCGCCGUGACUUUCCUGCUGCUGCUGGUGGGAGCCGUGCUCUACCUCUGCCCGGCUUCUAGACAAGCUUCAGGUAUCCCAGGGAUGACUCCAACUGAAGAAAAGGAUGGAAAUCUUCCAGAUAUUGUGACUAAGGGCAGCUUACAUGAGUUCCUAGUUAACUUGCACGAGAGAUAUGGGCCUGUGGUCUCCUUCUGGUUUGGCAGGCGUUUGGUGGUUAGUUUGGGAACGGUUGACCUACUGAAGCAGCAUAUCAAUCCCAACAGGACAUCCGAUCCGUUCGAAACGAUGCUGAAGUCAUUACUGAGGUAUCAGUCCGGUCUCGGAGGAGAUGCAGGCGAGAGCCACAUAAGGAAGAAACUUUAUGAAAAUGGAGUGAGCAAGUCUCUUCAGAGUAAUUUUGCUGUCCUGAUAAAGCUUUCAGAAGAGUUAUUAGCAAAAUGGCUCUCUUGUCCAGAAUCUCAGCACGUGCCCCUCUGCCAACAUAUGCUGGGCUAUGCUGUCAAGUCCGUCACGCAAGUAGCGAUGGGCAGUAGUUUUGAAGAUGAUCAGGAAGUCAUUCGUUUCCGCAAGAAUCAUGACGUGAUUUGGUCUGAAAUUGGAAAGGGUUUCUUGGAUGGAUCACUUGACAAAAGUGCUACCCGAAAAAAGCAGUAUGAAGAGGCCGUAAUGGAUAUGGAAUCCGUUUUAAAGAAAGUCAUAAAAGAUCGAAGAGGAAGAAACUUCAACCAGCACGUCUUCAUAGACUCCUUAUUACAAGGGAACUUAAAUGACAAGCAGGUCCUAGAAGACAGUAUGAUUUUCUCCCUGGCAGGAUGUGUAAUAACUGCCAACCUAUGCACCUGGGCGAUUUAUUUCCUGACCACAUCAGAAGAUGUUCAAAAGAAACUGUUCAAGGAGGUGGACCAAGUUCUCGGGAAAGGCUCAAUUACCCAGGAGAAAAUUGAGCAGCUCAGAUAUUGCCGGCAGGUUUUGAGUGAAACGGUGAGGACAGCGAAACUAACACCCAUUGCUGCGAAGCUCCAGGACCUAGAGGGAAAGAUUGACCACCAUGUUAUCCCUAGAAAGACCCUUGUUCUUUAUGCUCUCGGUGUCAUGCUUCAGGAUCACUCAGCUUGGCCAUCCCCCUACAAGUUUGAUCCAGACCGAUUUGUUGAUGAAUCUGCUGAGAAAAAUCUCUCCGUUUUGGGAUUUUCAGGAACUCAGGAGUGUCCUGAGCUGAGGUUUGCGUACGUGGUGGCUACUAUUCUCCUCAGUGUGCUGGUGAGGAAACUGAACCUGCAUCCUGUGGAAGGACAAGUAGUCGAGACAAAAUAUGAGCUGGUGACCUCACCGAAGGAAGAGGCUUGGAUCACAGUGUCUAAGAGAAGCUAAAAAUGGACGUCGAAGCACAGUGGAAAGUGCCUUAGCCUUUUGGCAGCAAAAAACAUUUCAAUACUUCAUUCCGAACUGAUUCACAGAACCUGUUUAGGAGAGGUUCAGUGUCCAGAUUUUAUUCUUUGCACAUUGUUAACCCAGUGUCUUUUUCAUACUCACGUUUCUUUACUAAAGCGGAUUUAUACUGAU
This is a messenger RNA of Ornithorhynchus anatinus (platypus), 1621 nucleotides long. RefSeq names its product cytochrome P450 20A1. Lineage: Eukaryota; Metazoa; Chordata; Mammalia; Monotremata; Ornithorhynchidae. Gene Ontology annotation, molecular function: oxidoreductase activity, acting on paired donors, with incorporation or reduction of molecular oxygen; monooxygenase activity; iron ion binding. The record is from RefSeq and is a predicted model, not a curated record. Gene Ontology annotation, cellular component: membrane. The coding region runs from base 38 to 1429 and encodes 463 amino acids. The transcript is spliced from 13 exons.